GCCAGAUGUCUGUCAUUUCUAGAGUUUUGGAAUUUUUUGGCAAUGCACUUCAUGUUUACUCAGGCAGGACAGAGGCCUGUAUUGGCUCCUCAGCAGCCUUAUGAAGAGAAAGGGAAACAGAUUACUUCAUCAUGGUAAUUCUUACAGAAGAGAAACCCAUGAACUGAGCAUAAGCCACACUCCUCAGAAAGGCAACUGUGACUUCAAAGAUGUUUAGUCACUGCGGUGAUCUCUUGUCCAAAAUAUAAUAAAUAUUUCAGCUGAUCAGACAAGAAGUCACACACCCAUGAAGAAGAUGCUAGUGAACUUGAGGAUCAUCUUCCAAGACCACAUCCAAGACAACUCUUCACUACCAGGGUGGCAAGAUGCUAAUCAGUGAAAGAGCCUACCGCUGGCCAAGAGGAACUGCUCGAAGUAGAUCUGAAGGAAAUUUGGUUGACAUGGAAGCCUCAACACUCUCAAAAAAUCAUAAUAUUACAGCAUGCCAGAAGCUUGGCUUUCCUCACAACUGGCCAGAUGCUUUUGUUCACCAUGGUGAUAAUGCUGUAAAAGCUACAAAUCCAUUCUGGAAUGAGCUGUCUGCCUCGAACCCAUUUUUGGAUGACAUCACUCAGCUAAGAAAUAACCAAAAGAGAGAUAAUAUGUCCAUUUUGAAGGAGGAUCCUUUUCUUUUUUUAAGACAAAUAGAAACAGGGAAUGCUUUUGAUUCCUCUGGUGAUGAACUUGACAUGGAUCAGUUGCUUAGGCUAUCUUCCUCAAGGAAGUCAGAAAGAUCUAAGAGUGUUUCAGAACUCCUAGACAUCUUAGAUGAUGCAACACAUACUCAUCAAAGUAUACAUAGCUCUGACCAGAUCCUAAUACAAGACUUAGAAUGGCUUCAAAAUGACCGAGAAGCAUAUAAAAUGGCUUGGCUAAGUCAACGUCAGCUGGCCCGCUCUUGCCUGGAUCUGAAUAUGGUUAAUCAGAGUCCUGGGUGGGCUCAAACACAAAUUGCAGAGACUAUUGCAGUUUGUAAAUUAAACCAUCACGGAGGAUCAGUCCAGUUACCUGACUCAGAUAUCACUGUUCAUGUACCCCAAGGACAUGUAGCUGUAGGAGAAUUCCAGGAGAUAUCUCUGAGAGCAUUUCUGGAUCCUCCGCCAAAGCUGAACCACGAUCUCUCCUGUACUGUAAGCCCUCUGUUAGAAAUCAGGUUAAGCAACCUGAAGACUAUGGAAGCUAUUUUGCUGGAGAUGAAAAUUGGAGCAGAAGUGAAAAUAGAUCCUCUGAGCCAAGUCAUGACAGAAAUGGUGUGUUUACACAGCCUGGACAGAGAAGGCCCUUUCCAAGCACUAAACAACUGUUAUUUCUACAAAGACACAAUUCAAGCAAAGUUUCUUGAUCUGAGCCCUGUAAUGUACAUAGUCAUAGCUGUGCAAGCUAAGGCCAUUCAGCCACCAGCGGCUACUAUUUGGGAUUAUAUUCACAAAACUACCUCCAUUGGAAUCUAUGGACCCAAAUAUAUCCAUCCAAGUUUUACUGCUGUUUUCACAGUUUGUGGACACAACUAUGUGCCAGGAAAGUUUACAGUCUCUGACAUUAGGAAGGGUGGGAAAAACGUUUCUCCGGUAGUAUUUCAUCUCUGGGGGAAGCAUUCAUUUUUACUUGACAAGCCACAAGAUUUAAUUAUUUCAGCUUCAUCAUGUGAUCCUGAUUUUGAAGUAAAGGUAGAGAGAGAAAGGAAAAUAAUCGCACAAAGGCAACUGGAAGCAGGUGCAGUAGUUCACCAACAAGUGUCCUUUUCUUUAGUUGACCACAGAGAGACGCACUUGUUUGUUUUCAGGGUUCAUGUGGGGCCUCCCAGGGGAGCACCAGUCACACAAUUUUUGGUCACUUCACCUGAGCCAGCCCCAAACCUAAAAAGGCUCUCACAUCUUCAGAGCCAUUUCCAGAAGGAGAGAGAAGGCAAGAGAGUGCCUUUGUUAUCAGCAGGGCUUGUUAAGUACCCCACUUUCCAAGAUAAAAAAAUGAACUUUACCAAUUAUGGGGUCACACUGAAGACAGUCCUGAGGCAAAGUAGGACUGACUACUUACUUGAUUAUUUAAAGGGGGAUACAGUUGCCCUUCUUGGAGAAGGCACGGUAAGAGCCAUCGGACAAUCCAAAGUGAAAGAAUGGUAUGUAGGAGUCCUCCGAGGUAAGGUUGGACUUGUGCAUUGCAAAAAUGUCAAAGUGAUUUCCAAAGAGCAAGUGAUGUCUCUGUCUGAUGGCAGUUUGACAACCAAGAAUCUUUUGGAGCAAAUUGCCUUGCCAUUUAAAAAUCUGACUUAUAUAUACUCUGUUGUAUUGACCCUGGUGUCAGAAAACAUUCAUGACUGGAAAGUUUUAGCUAAUGUCCUGGGCUACUCACAUCUGGCACAGGAAGAUUUUGAUCAAAUUCAAGCAUACAAGGAACAAGAAAGGGUUUCUUACAUUGUCAAGAAGUUAAAGGAAGAUUGCCAUGAAGACAGAAGUACCAGAAAGUUUCUUUAUGAACUUAUUGUGGCUCUGCUAAAGAUGGAUUGCCAAGCGUUAGUGGCACGUCUUAUCCAAGAGGCUGUUAUAUUGACCUCAGCUGUUAAGCUUGGAAGAAGCUGGAGGGAACUUGCUGAGAAGUCGGCAGGACUCACUAAGCAUCAGAUGCAGGCAUAUGAAAUUCCCUACCGAGGAAAAUCUGGAGAUGUUUCAGCCGAGACAAUAUGGAAGCCUGCCUAUGAUUUUCUGUAUACAUGGAACACUCAUUAUGGAAAUAGCUAUAGAGAUGUGUUACAAGACCUUCAAUCAGCUUUGGACAGAAUGAAAAACCCUAUCACUAAACAGUGGAGAGACUUAACUGGAACUUUAAUAUUAGUAAAUUCUUUAGAGGUUUUAAGAGUAACUGCUUUCACUACUUCUCAGGAAAUAUAGAAUGAAGAAAGUUUGCAGAGCAAGGAAAAUGGAAGCAAAGACCAAGAAGACAGAGAGCUUAUUAGCCGAUCCAUGUAGUAAGAAUAAAAACAACAAAUU
This is a messenger RNA of Onychomys torridus (southern grasshopper mouse), 3023 nucleotides long. It is a transcript of the gene Macc1, whose product is annotated as MET transcriptional regulator MACC1. The record is from RefSeq and is a predicted model, not a curated record. The transcript has 8 exons. The coding region runs from base 366 to 2924 and encodes 852 amino acids. Gene Ontology annotation, molecular function: protein binding. Lineage: Eukaryota; Metazoa; Chordata; Mammalia; Rodentia; Cricetidae. Gene Ontology annotation, cellular component: cytoplasm.